Messenger RNA from Serpula lacrymans var. lacrymans S7.9, 1849 nucleotides. Its product is annotated as carbohydrate esterase family 9 protein. Bases 49 to 1677 code for a protein of 542 amino acids. The transcript is spliced from 10 exons. Gene Ontology annotation, biological process: N-acetylglucosamine catabolic process. Lineage: Eukaryota; Fungi; Basidiomycota; Agaricomycetes; Boletales; Serpulaceae. The record is from RefSeq and is a predicted model, not a curated record. Gene Ontology annotation, molecular function: N-acetylglucosamine-6-phosphate deacetylase activity.
GUGGAAUAGGAGCUGCAGCUUGCUUUCGUCCAAUCAUCACCUCCCUCGAUGGCAUCUGAAUCUCCCAACGGGCUGAUAUGCUUUACAAACUGUCUGUUGCCCCAGGAGGACGGCAGUCUUGUUCAAAAAGAUCUUUGGAUUGACGAGCGGCGCGGAGUCAUUUUAGACGCUCAGCGCACAUUUUUCUUGAGGAAAGAGAGACCUGAUAAGAUCAUCGAUCUAGGUGGAAAUAUCCUCAGCCCAGGGUUCAUAGAUAUCCAAAUCAAUGGAGGCUAUGGUUUCGACUUCUCAGUCUACGACGGCGAUGAUCAAAUAUAUAGAGAUGGGAUGAAGUUGGUUGCAGAGAAAAUCAUUGAAACAGGAGUUACUGCCCUAGUACCAACUAUCAUCACACAAGAGAAGUCUCUCUAUCCCAAGCUGCUACACCUUUUACGUCCUUAUUCAGCACCAAACUCGGCUCAUCUUUUGGGCUGGCAUGCAGAAGGACCAUUCCUCGACCUUGCCAAACGUGGAGCGCACGCUCCUCCUUUCCUCCUGCCUGCAACCCAAGGCUUCAAAUCAUUUGAGGACAUAUAUGGUUUACCCAACCUUGCGGAUGCCGAAGAUUGGCUCAUGGCUGGUUCUGUGGACGAGCAAUCUGUCGGUGUUCGUAUCGUGACUGCUGCCCCAGAGAUCGAAGGCGUUAUGCAUGCUGUAGGAGAGUUAAGCAAGAGAGGUGUUGUGUUCUCCAUCGGUCACAGUAUUGCAACCACCGACGUCGCAACUAUGGCAGUUCAAAAUGGUGCUCGUCUCAUCACACAUCUCUUCAAUGCCAUGCCUCAGUUGCAUCAUCGUGAUCCAUCUAUCAUUGGCCUUUUGGGUGCUUCCCCACACUUAUCAUCUCCCCUUUACUCUGCCUUUUCGCCUUUCCCUACUUCCACAGUCAACGCCUUGAGAGCUACCAUACAUGCUGCUUCCGUAACCAGAAAAGUGAGCUCUCCCGGUAUCGUACCACACACGUCCGAGGCCUUCGAUGAUACCGAGACGCCUCCACAAUCACCAAUGUUGCUCGCCACUCAGUCCAUCUCUCAGUCGCGUUUGCACACACAGACUCGUCCUCACUUGCAGUCCCUUUCACUCGCGAGUAGUGGAUCAAUUUCUCCGCUUCCUCUUAACUCAGAAAGCAGGCAGCUUAGUCGCGGGGAGUUACACCUCGAUAAAGGAUUCGUCGCCGAUCUCGCCUUUGAAAGGCCGUUCUAUGAGAUGAUUGUGGAUGGCAUUCAUUCACAUCCCAACUCGGUCCGGCUGGCGUAUUCCGCCUAUCCCGAGGGUUGUAUUUUGAUCACGGAUGCCAUGAAAAUACUUGAUCCCAACCUGCGUGAUGGUAUACACGAAUGGCGAGAUGGACAGCGGUUUGUGAAGGAGGGCGAUAAGCUCUACUUAGAGGGCACGACCACCCUCGCUGGAAGUGUUGUCACUCUUGACAAAUGUGUGCGCAACUUUUCGCGUUUCACCGGAUGUUCCCUGGGCGAGGCUAUCAAGUGCGCGACGUUCAAUCCGGCAAAAUGUCUUAAAAUUGAGAACAAGAAAGGGACCUUGCGCGCUGGUGCUGACGCUGACCUGGUUGUCCUUGACAGGGGAGGCAAUGUGAUGAGCACUUGGAUCAAAGGCAAGGUCGCCUGGUCGAGAAAGGCAUAAACGAUAUAUCUGUUGGGGUAGAGCCUAUCAUGAUCGUGGUCAAAUGAUUUUUAUGUUUUCAAGGGUUUAUAUAGUUUAUAGGAUAUCUAUGACUGUGGCUAUUUAUGAAGAAGCAGGCAUAAAUAUAUGCCCACCAGUUCGUUGUUGAAAAUGUCAUAUUAGCUAUUGCUGG